This is a messenger RNA of Symbiodinium natans, 6186 nucleotides long. NCBI's taxonomy places the organism in Eukaryota, Dinophyceae, Suessiales, Symbiodiniaceae. The record is from the annotation of a GenBank genome assembly.
AUGGGGCAAGCCAACCACGUGUUCCGCAACAAAAUGGACUUUGCCAAGAGCGUGCUCGCGGACGAGCGUGGCUGUUGGUCAGCGUUCAUGCUUCCCCGCAAGGCUCCGGAGUGGUAUCGCCGACUGGUCGCUGGUCACAACGAUCAGGACGUCCACCAGCAGCCAGCACCCGCGGGCAGUUUCUUCCUCCUUGGCCACGUGACGCUGUCCGUGCCGGAUGCCGACGAGGCGCACCUCUUCUACAACAGGGGUCUCGGCAUGGACGAGGACCAAAAAGAAGAGGAGCUCCGGUUCAGCGCCGGCCCGUCGCAGAUCCGAGCUCUGAUCCGCCCCAGUGAGGAGCCCCAGCUGUGGCCGGGGGAGCUGCGGCUCUGGGUGGAGGACAUGCGCGAAACUGCGGACAUGCUCAACAUCAUGAAUCACCAGCUGAACCAGCUGCUGCUCGAUGAGAUGCUGGAGUCGGAGUCGGGGGGCGAGUAUGCCAUCAGGCUGAAGGACCCGUCGCGCAGCAACUUCCUCUUGGUUUCCGAGGCCCCGGCGGGCUUCUCCGACCAGAUCCGAGCCAUCCCAGCUUCCGAAGGCCUUGCGCCUUCCAACGUCGUCGGCCUGAGCGCUGCCGUGGUGCGGCUGAAGAACCGCGACCAGGUGGCCGGCGCCGCAGAUUUCUAUGAGAAGAUUCUGGGGGCCGCCGUGACAAGGAAGUAUGCCGUGUACGAGCGCCGGGCGCAGGUCGACUCCUUCGUGGUGCAUUUUAGCCCGGGUGAGGGCAGCUUGGAGCACCCUCUAAGGGGCGCCGUGGACUUCCCAUUUCUGGAUGCCACCGUGGCAGAGACCAUUGAUGCAGUGAGGCACGCGCUCGGGGAGCCGAGUCAUGCUGGAGCUCUCCUCUCUUUGGGCGCUGAGAGGCUCGCGCCGGGCGCGGAGCUGGGCAGCUUCUGCACCAAGUGCGAGUACAGGACCUUCUCCCUGGUGAGCUUCUCCGAGCUGGUCCCGCCGAGGCGGGGGGAUGUCCAGAUGCCCACCGAGCGCCGCGGCAUCACGAUCCGGCAGCUCUCGGAGGUCAUCCACUUCAUUACCGACUGUGCGCCGUUCUGGUACGAAGCACACCCACAAAGUCCACACUUUGGGCAGCUUCUGACACCCGAAAGCUUCAACCUCUAUCACGCCAACUACUGGCUGAUCAGCCCUUCCACGCAGGGGCUGCGGAAUGGCAAGGGCUGCAGUUACGUGGAGCUCGUUGCCCCGGAUGCUGCGUCGCAACUGCCCGGCUGGUUUGUGUCCCACGCGUGGCUGGAGCCUGUCGUGCAGUUCGUGGCGUGUCUUCUGAAGCAUGUUCGGCUCAGACGCCUAAGUUGGCUGGCAAGCUAUUGGAUCUGCGCCUACGCCAACAACCAGCAUGACUUGAGUGCGGAGAUUGCUGACGACCCCCGCAAGACCUCAUUCUUCAAAGCCAUGCAGUUGUGUGUUGGAGUCGUUCUGAUACUGGACGAGCAUGCCACGCCCUUUCAGCGCAUAUGGUGUUGCUUCGAGCAAAGUAUUGUUGUCGGCGAGCGGGAUGCCGGGACUAGCCGCCUGCUACUGGAUGUGGCCGCAACGGAUGCUUCGCACAAGGCUCACCUCAUCACCGAUGGCUUCGCUGGCCCCGAGCAGUGCCAGAUGCCGCUGCUGGGCUUCUUGGCCAAGUCUACGCGAGAAGCCGGCUUCCCCACGGAAAUCCUGCAAAAGGGCCUCGGCGUCAACAUCCUGGAUGCCAGCACGUCUGUGCAGCAAGACAAGCACAUGAUCCUCCGAAGCAUCGCCCUGCGCAGAGCCAGUGCGAAGUCCCUGUCCGAAAGCUAUCCCGCCACGCAUCCCAACUACGAUGCCGUGAACCAGGCCCUGGCCUCGCACUUUGCCCUGGCCGCCUUCUUCGGGGCUGUGGCGCAGGGGGAAGACACCACAAGGCUCUUGGAGGCCUUGGCCGCAGACCAGUCCCGGCGCGUGGUGGAGCUGUCCCUGACGGGCUUGCAACUCCGGGACCUGGAGCUCCAGAUGCUGCUUCAGAGCAUGCCCAGGCGGCUGUCUGUUCUCCGCUUGGACCUUGGCUUCACGGCCAUCGAGCACGUCGAGUUCCCGGAGAUGCCCAACUUGACGCAGCUGAUGCUGCGCUUCACGGGCUCCCGGCUCCGGGACGCCAAAGGCCUCUGCCCGGCCCUGGCCCCGGGGCUUCGGCUGCUGCACCUCUGGUUCUCGAACCUCCCGUCGCUGGUGCAGCUGGGCCCCUUGAGCCAGGCCCUCGCGAAGCUGAGCCUGGAAGAGCUGGUGCUGCACCUCAGUGGCUGCCCCAACGUGCCUGUGGAGUCCAAGCAGCAGCUGUACGAUGCAGCACGAAGUUUGAAACACCCGAGGAGCUGGCGUUGGAGGGUGGACGCCUGGAUCCAUAUCGAGGACACCAACACCUGGUCGCUUCCAGCGGCUUUGUUGGCUCUCUGCGGCGGCGCCCGAUGCUGUAGCACGCCUCUGAGCGAGGACACGCAGGCCGAAGAGCCGUCGAGUUCCAGUCCGGUGGGCCUUGCGGAGGCAUCUGCCGAGGACCUGCCGUAUCCCUGCAGCCAUCCUGGCUGUGAAACCUUCCACGAUGACCUCCGCGGCUUCUGCCAGCGGCAUUACUGGCAGGGCCGUGGCCGGAAACUCACAUCUGGCUGUCUCAUGGUCUGGCGCUGGCUAGAGCUGGUGAUGCUCUUCCUCGCACAGGCCGCCGCCGAGAUCGAAAGCCGAACCGUGCUGCUGGCCAUCCUCGUAUCUUUGUACCUGGCAGCGCUCUGGUCGCUGACAGUACCCAGCACCUCCGCCUCCGCAGGUUACAUCGCCGCCACUCUCUCUGUCGUCGGCUUGGGCAGCUUGGCAUGGACGUGGAAGCAGUUCGAUCGGAUGCAGCAGGUUGCCUUGCAACUGGCGCUGUCCAUGGAAGCCAAGUAUGCCAAAGUGAUCCGCGCAGAGCUUCCGAUGCCAGGAGCUCGGGGCAGAGCCCCGAGCGCUCCGAACAUGCUUCGCAUUUCCACGCUGUCCAAUGACUACGACUUCGGUGGCUUCGGCCGCGAUGACGGCGACGGGCGGGCGGCAGACGCGGGACACCUACAGGAGACGGACUCUCUGAGAGACCUCUACGCCGAAGCAAGGCGCCGCUUGCCGCACUUCGAGCGGGCGGUGCGGGCCGCGCUGGCAGAAGUUCCGGGCGCCUCGGCGAAGGCGAAGAUUCGGCUCCUCACGGACCUCAGCUCACGGGAGCGGCAGGGGCCCAAACAGCUCGUGGAUGUCCUCAGCUGUGAGGUGCAGUGCGAUGGCCUGACGCAGGUGCAGGCGGCGCUGCAUGCCCUGAAGGUGAGACUUGAAAGCGAGGAGAGCAGCGGUUGCUUCCAGAUUGCGGCCGUUCACGACGGCUUUGCAGAGCUCAGGAACCGUGCCUGCUGCCAGGUCGUCAUCUCGCACCAGAGCUACUUGUCAUCCGUCUUCCUCCUCGAUGCUUCGUUGUCCAGGCUCGAGAGCGGCCUCGAUGAGAUGUACAAGCUGGCCAACUCCUUCGGCCUUCUGGACGAGGCGAAGCCCGCGCAGUGGGAGACAUCUCAGAGGCUGCCGGAGCCUCCCCAGCUGCUCUCCGUCAGCGCCGCCGUCCUCCUGCUGCGACUCGUGGCUCUCCUCAGCGCCCUCUUCCUGGCGACCCAGUACUUCCUGCGCUACGCCCCUGCCAGGUUCCGAGCCAGACUGCCAGCACAACUGCUGCGAGCCACGUUCCUGCUCCACGUCACGACGGAUCAGGAUAGCUGGGAGGAGGCCAUCUUGCUCUCAUUGCCCUAUGCAGUCUUGGUCGUCGUCUUUGCCUGCGAGCUACUUCCCGGCACCGUCGCCGCGACCAAGAAGAGGGCCAGACCCACACAAGUGCUCUAUGAGCGCUACUUCGGGCUACGCGGGAGCCACUACGUGCUGAAAGUCUUGGUGCUCCAGUUUGGGACGGUCUUGAUCCAGGCCUUCGGGAAGAUACGCUUGCUGGGUUCCCUGGUGACCCUCGCCCAGCACGAGGCUCCACGGGUAUCUGCCGGGCCUUUCGUUAAGACGUUCUGGGCGUUCUGUGCGCUGAUCGCGUGGAACAGCAUCUAUCCCGCUGCGCUCCUCGUGCUGCCAGACACGAGCUGGAUCCGCGGUGGCGCGGCGCUGAUGGACGCAGUCCUGGACCUGGGCUACAUGAUGAGCUACUCGCAGAUGGUGAUCAUGGCCUUAUUGGAGCUGCAGACUGCACAAACGGUCUUGGGCAAUUUCGGCAUGCCGGGCAUGCAUGUCUCCAAGCACCAGGACCUCAGCAACCGGGUCAGCCCCAACUUCGUGUUUCCCAGUGACUUCUGGAGCUACGCGGCGGUGUACCUGAACGUGGCGCACGUCUGCUGCGUCUGCCGCAUGCUGCAGCGCUCCAGCUGGGGCAAUCUGCGCGCGGCCUCCGCCACCAGGUCCGUGGGCGGCCUGCGCAAGGGAUGGAGAUUCCUCGGUGCGACAGCCUACGCGGGCUCCCUGCUCCUGCUCUUGGCGAUGCUGCUGGCAUCAGAGGACACCUACCCGGGCCAUUCGGGAGAUUUCAGGUGCUUUCCCUGCCACUGCCUGGGGGAUGGCCUUCAGGGCCUUCGCCUGACGCGCUGCCCUCUUGUGGAAUCCUUGGGCAUAGAGCAGGUGAGCCUGAAUGCUCGAAACAUCAGCGAGAUCGCCGCCGAAGCCUUCAGCCCGCUGGGCUGCCAGCUGCGGAAGCUCUACCUUUCCGGCAACCCCCUGGUCCGCCUGCCGCCGCACCGCUUCGCAGGACUCGGCUGCCUCCAGUCCUUGGACCUGAGCCGGACGCAGCUGAUGGAGGUCGACGACGACGCCUUCAGCGGUUUGAGGCAGCUCAGGGUUCUCGCCCUUAGCGAGAAUCGCCUCAGCAAGCUGGGCGCGCCGGCUCUUAGGCACCUGCCCGGCCUGGAGCACCUCGUCCUGGGAGGGGUGGGGGAGACGAUGGACGACAUGGUGAUUGGAGGGAAUCCGCUCACGAGCUUGCCCCCCCGGCUCUUUGCAGGGAACCCGAAGUUGAGAAGCAUCGACCUGAGCCACAACACGCUCCGGACGCUGCACGAAGACGCCUUCCAGGGCCUCAGGCACCUGCACUCGCUGGAUCUGAUGCUGAACCCCCUGACCGUGUUGCCUCCUGGCAUCUUCCGGGGGCUGGAGAAGCUGGAGCUGCUGAGCCUCAGCACGAUUCAGCUGAAGACGCUGCCGGCGGACAUCUUCCGAGGCCUCCGACAGCUGAAAGUUCUCGAGCUAGACAGGAACGAGCUCACCGAACUCCCCCAGGGCAUCUUGGAAGGCCUCCAGCUGCAGAAGCUCCGCCUGCACGAAAACCAGCUGAGAGUUUUGGAUCCCGGGCUCUUCCGCGACGUCCCGGAGCUGCAGCAGCUCUGGCUCGACCGCAACAGGCUGCGCAGCCUCCCCCCAGAGAUCUUCCGCGGCCUCGCGCGCCUGCAGAAGCUCUGGCUGAGCCACAACGAGCUCGAAGAGCUUCCCCCAAAGCUCUUCCAGGGCCUUGGCCAGCUGGAGUUCCUGAACCUGGCUGACAAUCAACUUCGGGAGCUUCCCGGCGAGGUCUUCCGAGGCCUGGGCCUUCAGAAGCUUGGGCUCGAUCAGAACAACUUCAGGGCGCUUCCUGACGACCUCUUUCGAGGGCACCAAGAGCUGCAGCAACUGGACCUGCAUGACAACUUUCUCCGGGAGCUUCCCGAAGAGCUCUUCAGGGGCCUGGAGUCCCUGCAGAAGCUCUGGCUCUACCAGAACUCCCUGCAGGCGCUUCCGCCCGGCCUCUUCCGUGAUCUCGGCCAGCUGCUGCUCUUGAACAUGAGCUCCAACAACCUCAGCCAGCUCCCUCCCAGCCUCUUCCAAGGCCUGGAUGGACUGCAGGAGCUGGACCUGCGCGGGAAUGAGCUCCAGGGGCUCCACGGAAGCCUCUUCAAAGGUCUCGGUGGGCUCAGGAGCCUCUACCUCUCCGGGAACCGAAUCCGGCAGCUCCCGCCCGAGAUCUUCCCGGCUCGCGCGGCCGUCGCGCUGGAAGGGAACCUCCUUCCGGAGGAAGCUUGCCGCGGCGAGUGGUUCCUUAAUUCGACCAACGCCUCAAGCGUGGAGUGCCGUGUGGCGUGA